ACAGUAGCCUACCAAUAAUUAAAGCUGUCACCGCCCCCACAGUUAACUCCAUUCUAGAAACCGCCAUGAAACUGGCAAUGUCUAGCAGACGGUGCAUGUUUGACUAUAAGCAGUCUCCGUUAAACAGUUGAUAUUAUUAAUUCAUUAACCGGGAGACCCCGCAGGCAAACACCAAUAUGGCGUUAAUACCCGAAGACGUCUCAGUUGCGACACUGACAGGUGGCAGCCGUGUGGUAUCGCUGGAGUCUGGCAGCACCAAGUCUUUCACGUCAGAGAAGGACAUGAUCGAAAUCCUGCUUCACGAGUGCCUGCGGGCGAAAGAAUUCGCUUAUUGUCCGUACAGUAAAUUCCGUGUCGGCGCUGCUCUGAUGACGAAAGAGGGGAACGUUUUCGUAGGAUGCAAUGUUGAAAACGCUUGUUUCAACUUGGGAGUCUGCGCUGAAAGGACCGCAAUUCAAAAAGCUGUUUCAGAAGGGCACAUGAACUUCAGAGCCAUCGCCAUUGCAAGUGAUUUAGAAGACCAGUUUAUCUCUCCUUGUGGAGCUUGCAGACAAGUCAUGAGAGAGUUUGGGACUGAAUGGGAUGUUUUCCUCUCUAGACCGGAUGGUUCCUAUUUGAAAAUGACCGUGGAUGAACUCUUACCUGUGUCUUUUGGACCUGAAGACCUGAGCAAGAAGAAAGUGUUCAGUAUUCAUAAUGGGUACUAACACCAAGUCAUUGCAGCCCUGUAUUGUUCUCUAUAGUCUCUAUUAUGUUCACAAUAUUGAAGUAUUGCCAAUAAUUUAAAUACAUGGGAGAAACAAAAGAUGAUAUAGUCUACCCGUUGAUAAUAACAACAGUAGAAUACCUUAUUGCAUUAUGGCAGUUUUUGUAUAUUUUCGUUUGAAAAAUGUCCAGUUCCACCAAUGAUUGUAUGAAGCUAUUUAGCAUUUUAUUUUCCAGUUCAGUACAUUUUAAGUUAUAGAAAAAUAUAUAUUUUGUGAAAAAAUAGAUGAACACUGUUUUGUUUUCAAAAUUAAAUAGACUUUAAUUUGGUGAAGAAUUAUUUUAAAUGUGUUGUUAAUGGAAAGGGCUAGAAGGUCCACAGCAGGCCAGACUGUGGGCUUUAGCUCGCCGCGUGUCUGGACAGUAGCGGCCGCUGUAGCGCAACAAGGAGACUUCCCUAACCUGAAGGAGCGCCAGAUGCAACACUACCCCGUGGAAUCCCCAGCAGAGACCGUUAACUUUGUAAGGCCAGGGUGCACGUAUCUUGUGAAUAUGAAUCAUUACUUAAAACACACACAUGACAAAGUGACACAGGAAAUAAAACCAUUUGAACUGCAACCCUAGCAACUCCUCAGGACAAACCAACAAUUGCCUGCAAUUGUUACCCUAGGAAUAUCGUUUUACUAUUGCACCCCUGUGACGGAAAGAUGAGUUCUGGUGAUGAAUCUUCCUCCCAACCUGUG
This is a messenger RNA of Polyodon spathula (Mississippi paddlefish), 1448 nucleotides long. Its product is annotated as cytidine deaminase-like. The transcript is spliced from 4 exons. NCBI's taxonomy places the organism in Eukaryota, Metazoa, Chordata, Actinopteri, Acipenseriformes, Polyodontidae. The record is from RefSeq and is a predicted model, not a curated record. Gene Ontology annotation, cellular component: cytosol. The coding region runs from base 177 to 707 and encodes 176 amino acids. Gene Ontology annotation, molecular function: zinc ion binding; cytidine deaminase activity.